GCUAGCCACCGCUGGAAAGUGGAAAAUAAGGUUGUGUUUUAUCUCUGUCGUGCGGGCGUGAACGACGAGAGCGCAAACGAGACGGGCGUCCAUACUUACGGCCAUCAAUUCAUAACCAUCUUUCUUUCUUGUGCAACUAUUUCUCGUCGGCCGUGUUCUAGGAUCUAGUUCGAAAUAAGGAUGGACGCCAUUCACGCGAGAUAGUUUUCGUCGAUAGAGAAUUCGGUGCGAGAAUCAGUGGCAGGUCCGGGGUAUGCUAUAUGUGUGACUGGUGCGUCAGGUUGGCCUCGGUGCGGUGUAGAGUGUGUGGAGAGUGCAGAACGUGCAAAGCUACAAAAGCUCGGCGUCUCGUCGAGCUGAGCGGGCCGAGACUUGAGGUAUGGCGGGCGCGAGCUGAUCGGGCGGUCGCGGCGUCCGCUCGCGCUCCGCCGGCCCCAUGCGAGCGCCGGAGGUUUUAUGGGUAUCUGCGUGAGCUGCCGGCGCCGCGAGCGAAAGGCACCCGAGAAACGUUGGGUGCCGGGAGCGGGCGGUCCUAAGGGCGCGGCGGCAGAGUUGCUACCGCGACGCUUCGCCUUGACAGCCAUGGCCAACUCCAUAUCCAACAUCAAGAUGACCAACCCCCUGAAGGGUAUAGUGAGCAAGCGCCGAAAACGUUACAUGAAGGACGGCUUCAAUUUGGACUUAGCGUAUAUAACAGACAGGCUGAUAGCCAUGGGCUUCCCUGCUGAGAAGUUAGAAGGCGUCUACAGGAAUCACAUCGACGAGGUCUACCGGUUUCUGGAGCAGAUGCACAAGGACCACUACUUCAUAUACAAUCUAUGCACGGAGAGAUCGUACGACGCAGCCAAGUUUCACAAGAGGGUGGAGAGGUUCGCGUUCGAGGACCACGCGCCGCCUAAGAUGGAGCAGAUCCAGCCGUUCUGCGAGAGCGUCCACAACUGGCUGAGCCAGGACGCCCGGAACAUCGCCGUCGUGCACUGCAAAGCGGGCAAGGGCCGAACUGGCACGAUGGUGUGCUGCUAUCUGCUGUACAGCGGACAGAAGGCGACGGCGGACGAGGCCCUCCAGUUCUACGGGACGAAACGGACGUACGAUCAGAAAGGCGUGACGAUACCGUCCCAGCGGCGGUACGUGGAGUACUACGCGGCGCUGGUGCGCACGAGCCUGCGGUACACGCCCACGCGGGUCCACAUCCGCGAGCUGCUCAUGACGCCGCCGCCCAUGCUCAACGGCGGGCAGUGCGCGCUAGAGGUCACCGUCACCCAGGCGCUGCCCCAGCACAAGUGGUCGUUGGGGUGCGUGGAGGCGCGGCGCGAGGAGGGCGGGGCGGCGCGCGUGUGUGCGGCCGCGUGCACGCCGCUGGCGGGCGACGUGCGGGUCGACGUGUUCUGUAAACCCAAGAUGAUGAAGCGCAAGGAGCGCCUGUUCCACUUCUGGUUCAACACGUUCUUCGUCAGCGCGGCGGUCGGCGCGCAGCCCGUGCCCGCGCCAGUAGACAGUCCUAAUCUAGAGACGUUCAAGCUGACGCUCAGCAAAUGGCAGCUGGACGACGCACACAAAGACAAGCAACACAAAAUAUUCACGCCAGACUUUAAAGUGGAACUAAUAGUUCAGAAGCAGCCGGCGUCGUCGACAUUCGGCGGUCGCGCGGCGGGCUCGCCCGACCCGCCGUCCUCGACCGACAGCUGUUCCGAGCCCGACACCGAGCCCGACGCCACGUGGGACUCCGGCGCUGGCUGCGAGCGCGUGGGCCGCUACCGUCCGUUGUCGCCAGACACGAACAACACGUGAAUCCACAUACUUGUGAGGGUGGCACGUGGGAUCAGCACACUUCCAUACAUAAACCCCCGCUUAACUCCCGAACAUUCUUCCCCGGAGUCUUAGUGGCUAAGACUAAGACUUAGUGACGUUGCUAAACGAUUAGUGUUGUGUGUGUAAUGUAGAUGGGUUGUGCCAUUGCCCGGACUUAUUGUGAUAGUGAGUGGACUGAGUCAACACUGCAGUAUGCUGGAGCCUGGAGCCUCCAAGUGGAACACUUGCUAAACUGGUUAUAUAACAUACCAUAGACAUGACAUGCAUUGAACCAAGUUGUGAUCGCUUAUUGGAGGAAGUUUGUUAACAAAAAUGCCUCAUGCGUUCUUGAUAACAAAAAGCUUUGCUAAGUGACAUGCCUGAUGUCAUUUGCGACGACUACUGUUAAAUCAAGAAGAAAUUAUUUCGACGGCGAAUUCGCAUACAAUAUGUAUGGGAUUUGACAUCCGGCAUUUCAGUUGGUGAUGAAAUCGAAUUUCAAAUCUCAUACAUUGUUAGAUUUCGAUUUCGAUAGUCGAAAUUUUCAAAAUACAUAUUUUCCUUCACAUCUAAUGAUGAUAAUGCAGAUGCUAUUGUAUGUUUGUCGCAAAUCGUUCAGGAAUCGUUCCACAUUGGAAAAUUAACGAACUUUGAAACAUACUGUAUGUGUUUGUGGUCACAAGAUAUUGUCUAUUACGUAAUUUAAAGUAAAUCUUACGACUGAACGAGCAAAAUGAUUUUCUUUUCAGUUAAUUUUUUAUCUGUGCUAAGUGUCGCUUCGAGAGGUUUGUCUUGUUUAUCGGAGAAUCGUUUUUAAACUUGACUUUUCUUUACUGAACUCGCUCACGAUUUCUCGCAUUUUAUGGUCACCCGUCAAGUCGAGUUUAAAAUGAUGUUCCAAUUUUAAAUAUAUAUAUUUUGUUAGUGAAAACGGCCAGUGUCAUCGACUCAAAAGUCGUUUAUUUUAAUAGGUGUGUCUGGACUCCGGAUAACAUUGACAAUAUUCCAUGUAGGAAAUUGUAAAUCACACAAAAAUCCCACCCUUUGAUAUUUAAAAAUAGAAUCAUAAAUAGAAGGUAAAGUAGCGUUUUGGAAAUUGUUGGUACGGUACGAGCAAUCUAGCGCUGGAGUUGGUGUAAAAUCUGUCAAUCUGUCUGUCCCUCUCUAGAAUCACCCGCCUCUUUCUGUAAUGCUUUAAAAUAUUUUGUUAUCGCCUGUAUAUUGUAUACUAAUAUAUUUUUAAUGAUUGUACUAAAUAUUCUUCUAAUGCAAGAUUUUUACAUCGUUUUAGUUAGAUUCUUGGAAUUUGAGAGUACAAAACGCGUACAUUUAGCAACUCGGCUGAUUUGGUUUAGUUUACUUGUUUAUCGCCAUUGGAGUAUAGUAAAGCUACGAUUAGUUGAGCUGUUAAUGAUUUUUCUAAAUAAAUUCUCUGUUUUCUUAUUCGUCUGUGAAAAAAGGUCCAUAGACUACUAAUUACUUUUUAAGCGUUUCAUUUAAUACCAUCAAUCUUAACUAAGAGGUAAUAACAAAUGCUACAAAAAUAUCCUUUUUAACUUUUUCUAAUGCAGAUAGAUCUAAAAGAAGUACAUUUAUUAACUGUCUUCUGUUUAAAAAUAAUGCAAUUAACAUUUAAAUAUUACUACAGGCUUAAUUAUUUUAACUAUUACCAAUUGAGGCUUUACUAUACUCUGGGAAAUGAAUAAUUUUAAAGAAAUACAUGCCGUCAGGAGAGGCAUAUAUCCCACCUAGUAACUUAUGUGCGUUGCAUUAUUUUACUAUAGAUUUAAAUCAAAAUAAUUAUAGAAUUCAGAAUUAUAGAAAAACUCGACUGUUUUAUCUACUACAUCCUACGAAUAAUAAAAACUAAGGAAAAGUAACUCCAUCAAAAAACAU
Aricia agestis (brown argus) is the source of this 3687-nucleotide messenger RNA. It is a transcript of the gene Pten, whose product is annotated as phosphatidylinositol 3,4,5-trisphosphate 3-phosphatase and dual-specificity protein phosphatase PTEN. Gene Ontology annotation, biological process: negative regulation of cell population proliferation; cell motility; phosphatidylinositol 3-kinase/protein kinase B signal transduction. The transcript has 10 exons. Gene Ontology annotation, molecular function: phosphatidylinositol-3,4,5-trisphosphate 3-phosphatase activity; protein tyrosine phosphatase activity. Bases 457 to 1791 code for a protein of 444 amino acids. Gene Ontology annotation, cellular component: nucleus; cell projection; plasma membrane. Lineage: Eukaryota; Metazoa; Arthropoda; Insecta; Lepidoptera; Lycaenidae. The record is from RefSeq and is a predicted model, not a curated record.